Loxodonta africana (African savanna elephant) is the source of this 6387-nucleotide messenger RNA. It is a transcript of the gene SUN1, whose product is annotated as Sad1 and UNC84 domain containing 1. The transcript is spliced from 22 exons. Lineage: Eukaryota; Metazoa; Chordata; Mammalia; Proboscidea; Elephantidae. The record is from RefSeq and is a predicted model, not a curated record. Gene Ontology annotation, molecular function: protein-membrane adaptor activity. Gene Ontology annotation, cellular component: meiotic nuclear membrane microtubule tethering complex; nuclear envelope. The coding region runs from base 2051 to 4759 and encodes 902 amino acids.
UGCACCAAAGAGCACUGCCUACACAAAUGCGCUCAGGUGAGCGUCUGUGAGUGUGUGUGUGCCAGAGAGCACUGGCUACAUGAAUGUACUCAGGUGAGUGUGUGCACCUGCCUGCAGGACUGGUGGGUGGACAGCUUGCAUAGCUCAGCCUCAUGUUCUCACAGUGAAGAGAGCUGUGAACUGUGCACCGCACCGUGGCUUCACCAAACUAGACUACUAAGCUGACUUGGGCAUCGUGAAUUAUUUUGAAAACCAUACAUCUCUGAACCAGCAUAGCCUGGUAACUCAGUGAUGAGUCAUUGCACAUGAAUUGCUGUUUUAGACCCCACCCAAAGUGGCAGUGAUCUCAAGAACAAAUCUCUGUGGUUGUGGUUAGUGUUUUGUGAUUUAUAUCAAAGGCUCUGCAUCUUAAAGUUAACAGGUAACCUAGGCAACGAUUUGCCUUUUGAGAAAGAGUCAUGAUAAGAUGAGAUUUUGAUGAAGCCCAAGCUUUCCAGAGCACGGCUAGUAUCAGGUACUAGGUUGUGUUUUUAUUCAUAUUCUGAUAUACUGAAGCUUGGCGUUUGCUUACUAAAUAGGAAGGAUGAUUGAAAUGAAACUUAAGUAUUAUAAAAUCAUGGGUUAGUGCCAAAGGACAAUCUUAUCGCUAGGUCAGUUAGGAUUUGGUUAGCAGUUGGAAACGUCUUACGCCCAGCAGGCUGUUUAAGGCACCUGAGGGGAGCUGUGUAUGUUCUCCGAUGGCCUGUCUUCUACAAGGCAAAAGUAUAGUUCAACCUUAAGAAAACCGGAAAGUAUAUUCAAGUCGAAUCUAACAUUUGAUGAUUGUGUUUUCAUUCUUAAUUCUAGAUAAUGCCAGACUUCCUGUAGGAACACACUCUGUUUUUGUUUAUAGUAUGGUUGUGGCUUAGUGUACAGUGAGUGGGCCAUCUCAAUAAAAGCUGUUCUGUUGUGUAUUAUGAGCAUAGAAGCCAUUAUUCUUGGUAACUUCUUGAUAGCCUCUAUAGCCUAUUUUGAAUACAGUUUAGGAAAUGCAUGUCUGAAGUCUUCACUGGGAAGGAGCUCUGUGAAAUUGGUGACAGCCACAGCCCUUCUUCAGGGAGAUGAGGGUAGGUCUGGGGGCAGAGGGCUGGAGAGGUGUCACAAGAGGAGACAGGACUGAGGAGGUGUGGCUUUGUAAGUUCUACUGGGAGUUUGGGCCUUUAAAGGCAGCGGGGAAACCACUAGACCUCAACAGUUAUAAUGCGUGGCGCCCCCACACCCAUUAUUUUGGAGCAAACCUGAAAUGUAUUGUUUCAUCAGUCAGUACUUGGGAAUCUAUCUCUAAAAGUUAAUGAUAUUAAAAAUAAUAACUAACCAAUAUACCGGUGUCACACCUUUAACAAAAAGGUAGUUUACGAUGACUCCUUAAUAAAGCAGAGUUUAAUCAAUGUUCCAAUUUCCCGUAUCUUCAUUUUUUUCUCUUUUUUUAGAAUCAAUUAUUUUGAAUCCACUCAAACAGCCUCCUCCUCACAUUACAUUUUGGUAAUUUGUCUCUUAAAUCUUGAUGUGUUUCUGAAAACUGGUAGUUAUUUAGAAGUUUGAUCAGUCUCAGGUUAUUUUGAUUGAUCGGCGUGAAUAUAUAACGGAUGGUCCUCCCUGCUCUGUUACAUGAGGGAGGUGCCUGACGUCUGGCUGCCUGUCUCCUUUGGUAGCAUUGAGGUUGGCCCUCGUCGUCAGCUGGACCCAUUUAUUGUAAAGUCUCGAUCUGCCUGUUGCCUCCUAGGUACAGCUGUUGAUGGUCGCAGCCUUCAUCUCUCUAAUCCGGGAGGAGAGCCAUUCCCAGGAGCUCUUCAGCAGGCUUCCCCUAAGGCCCCAUGAGACCCCAGGAGACGUUGCUUCCCGAGCCCUAGAUUCGGAAGAGUAGUAUCAAUCAGUCUUUCAGCCUCUGGUGAGAGGUGAAGUGUCCCACAGGAAGGAAAGGUGGAGAAGUGGCAUUGGUUCAAGUUACUCUUCAGAAGCUCUGGAUUUUGAGACUGAACACAGACUGGAUCCCGUCUUUGACUCUCCAAGAAUGUCCCGCCGUAGUCUGCGCCUGGCUACCCCAGCGUUCACCGCAGGGGAUGGUCCGGACACUGAGGGCCAUGCCUAUGCCAGGAACACUGCCUCCGUGAAGGACAGGGCGUCCAGAACAGUAAAACAGCACAGAAGUACAAGCAAACCAGCUUUUAAUAUAAAUCACAUGUCAAGAAAAGCGACGUCUUCAGCUGUCAGCCAGAGUAGCUGUCACAGCCUGCAGGGCAACAUGGCCCUCCGGCCCCCCGUGCUAGAUGAGUCUCUGAUCCGGGAGCAGACCAAGGUGGACCACUUCUGGGGUCUCGACGAUGACAGCGACCUUAAAGGUGGAAGUAAAGCUGCUCUUCAGGGAAAUGGUGACCUUGCCACAGUGGCAGACACCGCCACUGUCAACGGCUACACGUGCAGCAACUGUAGCCUGCUCUCAGAGCGCAAGGAUGUCCUCACUGCGCACCCCACCGCCCGUGGGCCCACCUCGAGAGUCUAUUCUCGGGACAGGAGUCAGAAGCGCGGUGCAUCUUUCUACGUGAAUAGGAUCUUGUGGCUGGCCAAAUGCACCUCGUCAUCUUUCUCAUCGUUCUUAAUUCAACUUUUCCAAGUGGUUUUAAUGAAGCUCAGUUACGAAUCAGAGAAUUACAAAUUGAAAAGUUAUGAAUCAAAAGAUUGGGAAUCAAAAAGCUAUAAGUCAAAAAGCCAUGAAUCUGAAGCUCACUCCGGGUGUGGUGGGAGGACGGAGGUGAACGAGCUGCUCAGAGAGGACACGCGCCUUGGUGUGAAUGGGGAGCCACUGUGUGAAGACUGUAAGGGGAAGAAGGAGCAUCUUGAAACACAUGCCUCCCUCCGCAUGCAGCUUUCACAGUCACAAAGGGUCACAGGGGCCGUGUGGCACGUCGUUUCUUAUGCAGGUCACGCGCUGGUGCAGGUGCUGCGCAGGACCGCUGCUGUGGGGUGGCUCGUGUCCUCAGCGGUGUGGUCGGCGCUCUGGCUGGCCAUUACUGCUCCAGGGAAGGCAGCCUCUGGAGUGUUCUGGUGGCUGGGGUUUGGAUGGUACCAGUUCGUUACUUUGAUGUCUUGGCUGAACGUGUUCCUUCUUACAAGGUGCCUUCGAAAUAUUUGCAAGUUUUUAGUCUUGCUCAUCCCACUGUUACUUUUACUAGGUGCAGGUCUUGCUUUCUGGGGCCAGGGCGAUUUUCUCUCAUUCCUGCCUGUGUUAAACUGGACAAACGUGUACAAAGCACAGAGGGCAGAUGACCCCAAGAGCAUACUCACACCUGAUGCUUCCCACCUGCACCUGCCACUGGAGGGUGACGGCAAGGAGGCUUUCCACUGGCACCGGCUGAGUGAGGUCGAGCAGCAGGUGACUGCGUUGUCCAGGAGGUGUCAGCUGCAUGAGGAGAAGCUCAGAGAGCUGACGCUGCUGCUCCAGAAGCUGCAGGUGCACGCGGACCAGGCAGACAGCGACCGAGACGGGGUUGUCUCACUGCUCCGGAGCCUGCAGACGCGUGCAGACCAGGCGGACGGCGACCGGGAGGGGAUGCUAAUGCUGCUGCACCAGCUGGUGGCGCAGCAAGCGAAGGAGGCCCCCUCAGAGGGUGUCCAGGGCGCUGAGACUGACUUCAUGACUUUCCACCAAGAACACGAAUUACGUCUCUCAAACUUGGAAGACAUGAUUGGAAAACUGGCAGAUAAAUCCGAGGUUAUCCAGAAGGAGUUAGAGCAGACCAAGUUGAGAACAACUAGCGGGACUGCUGAGGAGCAGCACCUCCUGUCCACUGUCAGGCAGCUGGAACUGCAACUGGAGCACCUGAAGUCGGAAUUGGCAGACUGGCGAAACCUGAAGACGAGCUGCGAGAAAGUAGAUACAAUACAUGAAAAGGUGGACACCCAAGUCAGAGAGACGAUCAGACUCAUGUUUUCCGAAGACCAGCAAGACAGUUCUCUUGAAUGGCUGCUGCAGAAGUUUUCCUCUCAGUUUGUAAGCAAGGGUGAUCUGCAGAUCUUACUGCGAGAUUUGGAGCUGCAGGUCCUGAAGAACAUCACCCACCACAUUUCUGUGACAAAGCAGGCCCCCACUUCCGCAGCAGUGGUGUCCGCCAUGCACGAGGCAGGGGUUCCCGGGAUCACGGAGGCGCAAGCACGCAUUAUUGUGAACAACGCUUUGAAGCUGUAUUCCCAGGAUAAAACCGGCAUGGUAGACUUUGCUCUGGAGUCUGGCGGCGGCAGCAUCUUGAGUACUCGCUGCUCUGAAACGUAUGAGACCAAGACGGCGCUGAUCAGCCUGUUCGGGAUCCCGCUGUGGUACUUCUCUCAGUCUCCUCGCGUGGUGAUUCAGCCUGACAUCUAUCCCGGUAACUGCUGGGCGUUUAAGGGUUCCCAGGGGUACCUGGUGGUGAGGCUGUCGAUGGCCAUCUACCCGACCACCUUCACUCUGGAGCACAUACCAAAGACGCUCUCGCCAACAGGCAACAUCAGCAGCGCACCCAAGGACUUCGCAGUAUAUGGAUUGGAAAGUGAAUAUCAAGAAGAAGGGCAGCUUCUGGGACAAUUUACAUAUGAUCAAGACGGGGAGUCACUCCAGAUGUUCCAUACACUGAAAAGACCUGAAAAAGCUUUCCAAAUUGUGGAACUUCGGAUCUUCUCUAACUGGGGCCAUCUGGAAUACACAUGUCUCUAUCGGUUCAGGGUUCACGGAGAUCCCAUCAAGUAGAGGCCCUGCUCACAUUCCUGUACGUUUGUAGAUACAGGACUGUCUGGAACACUGGAGCCCUCGAGGCCGAGGGCAUGUAUGGUCACAGGACACAGCCACCCCAAAUAAACGUUUCCAGACCUCCCACAAGGCCGGUCGUGGUCUAGUGCCCAGCUCGCUGUCGCAUCCACUUUGUGUCUGCGAUGCCUGUGUGUGAGAUGCUUUGUCCACAGAGCCCCUGGCGACAGCUGCCUCUGUGGACAUUCAUCCGACUGUAUGGUAUCAGAGACACUUAGUUUAUUCUGGGGAUUUGUUUUUGAAUGUAAAGCUCUUUAUAUUUGUAUUUUCUUGACAUCAGGAACAAAGCAAAUGAGGUUACAAGGUUUGAAGUGUUUUCAGAGCUUUGUUAUUUAGCCUUUCACUAGACCUUCUGAAGGACUUCGGAGGCCAGCUGUGUUCCAUCUGUUAAAUCCAACACACAUUUCUUUCAGGGAAAAACUGUCACCAAAUUUCAGAGCUCUAAGCACCUUUCCUUCGGGUGGGGCUUUUCCACUAUUCAGCACCUGUAGUUCUUUUAUACCACCAGGCGGGGGAUGACUAAAAUGUUUUUCUGCUUAGUUUGUGCUUACUUCUGAGAUGGAUUUUCAGAGUGAGGACUUGGUGUACUAGUAUCUGUCCAGAACAUGGGGAGCUCCAUCUUCACCGUAGCGUGAGGUGAGUCUGGUGUGAAGGGGGUGGUCUAGAUGGACACAAACAGCGUAAGCGAGGUCUCGGGUCCUGUUGGGGAUACCGUGGAGCUUUACUUCCAAGUACAGAUAGGAACAAAGAGUCUUAUCGUUUGGAUAUUUUCCAGGUUUGUUUUGAAAUUUGCUACAAAGGGAACACUAACGUGCUCUACAGUUUUUAAGGCUGAGUUUUUACUCCAUUGAUGGUUUUCAAAAGAGUAUUGCCCACUGUGGCAAAUGCAUGAAACCGUUCAGUUUAUAACUGUCCUUUUUCUUACAGCAGCAUUUUCUACUGGCUCUCAUUGGGAUCUGCCUCUCACUGUGGCUGCUGGCCACUCUUACCUGGUUCUUUUGAAACCCAUUUUGGUCAUGAUUCAUAUUUACCAUUUAGACUACUUUACUCAACAGACUUUAUAAAUGAGAUAUCUGCAAGGCACUUAAAAGUUUUUCAGAUGUUUUACCUUUAAAGUUAUUUAAGUUUUAUUGGGUUAAGACAGUUUUGAUGUACUGUAGAUGUUGUCUUUUCAGAAAAAGCGAAAAUGAUGGUGCUGACUGGUUUUCUGAACAGUUUUAUGUAUAUUGCACAACAGUCCUCAAAUAUGUAAGAAUCACAUAAAAUAGCAUUUUUUUCACUCUUCUCAGAAUUAGAAUUCAUGCCUAUGCAGUUAAGUUGGACAGAAUGUGUACAGAUGUUUCAUAUAUUACAGGUUAAAUCUAUAAAACAAAAUUUCCUAUAUAAAACUAAAUUUGGGGGUUGGGGUGAAACUAUUUUGAAUAUUAAUUUAUUUUUAAAGAUAGGACUUUGUGCAAUGUAUUUUUGUAAAUGCUUUUCAAAAUAUUUGUCUUUGGUAGUGUUUCUUUCGCUGCCACCAAACUGAUAAGAUGCUAUUAAGAUGUUUAAAUAAAGAGUUUUAAUUUUUAAAA